UGAAUGGGAGGGGAGAUGCUACCUGUGGAUACUUAAAGAAAUCCACGUUCCACCCUUGCAUGCAACGUCUCAGUCCGGAGCAGACAACAUGGGGAAGGGUUUCUACAUUAGUAAACCUGUUGGGGUAGUGGCUAUCAUCUUGGGUGCAGGGGCUCUGGCUACUAUCAUAGCUCUGUCUGUUGUUUACUCACAGGAGAAGGACAAAAAUAAUUCGUCAACGGAUGGAGGCACAACAUCCAGACCUCCUGUCACAGCUGUCACAACAUCUACCACAACAUCUGCCCCAAGCAAUGAACCUUGGGACAAGUAUAGGCUGCCCAAGAGCCUGGUGCCGGACCACUAUAAUGUCACCCUGCGGCCGUAUCUGACUCCAAAUGAGAUAACUGGACUCUACAUAUUUACUGGUGAGUCCAGUGUGGAGUUUGAGUGUGUUGAGGAGACUGACCUGAUUCUUAUCCACUCCAAUAAGUUGAACUACACCAAACUUGAGAAUGGCCAGUUGGCUCGGCUCAGCUCAGCUCAGCCCAGUGGAGAAGUUCCCUCAAUCAAGAACUCUUGGCUCCAGACUGUAACUCAGUACCUGGUCCUACAGUUGGAUGGUAAACUGCUGAAGGGCCACAGGUACCACCUCUUCACAGAAUUUACUGGAGAGUUAGCUGAUGACCUGGGAGGCUUCUACAGGAGCGAGUACAUGGAAAACGGAGUGAAAAAGAUUGUUGCUACCACUCAGAUGCAGCCAACAGAUGCCAGGAAGGCUUUCCCCUGUUUUGAUGAGCCAGCCAUGAAGGCUAUUUUCCACAUCACCCUCAUCCACGACCAUGGAACCAUAGCCCUGUCCAAUGGCGCACAAAAAGAAACAACCAGCAUCACACAUGCUGGUCAGUCUGUCCAGACAACAGUAUUUGAACCAACUGAGAAAAUGUCCACCUACUUGUUGGCGUUCAUUGUCAGUGACUUCGCCUACGUCAAUAACACCAUCGAUGGAGUUUUGAUACGAAUCUUCGCCCGGAAGCCGGCUAUUGCAGCUGGGCAAGGAGACUAUGCCCUAGAAAAAACUGGCCCCAUCCUUAAGUUCUUUGAGAGGUAUUAUAAUUCCACCUACCCCCUGCCCAAGUCUGAUCAGAUAGCGCUACCAGAUUUUAACGCUGGUGCAAUGGAGAACUGGGGUCUGAUCACAUACAGAGAGACAGCAUUGCUGUACGAUGAAAAGUUCUCCUCCAACUCCAACAAGCAGCGGAUUGCUACCAUCAUUGCUCAUGAACUGGCUCACAUGUGGUUUGGAAAUCUGGUGACCCUGAGGUGGUGGAAUGACUUGUGGCUAAAUGAAGGCUUUGCAUCCUAUGUUGAGUACCUGGGAGCACAUGAAGCUGAACCUGACUGGAACAUAAAAGACCUCAUCGUACUCAGUGAUGUACACAGGGUGUUUGCCAUUGAUGCUCUGGCUUCUUCUCACCCACUAUCCUCUAAAGAAGACGAUAUCCUGAAACCAGCACAGAUCAGUGAGCUAUUUGAUGCCAUCUCAUACAGCAAGGGAGCAUCUGUUCUGAGGAUGUUGUCAGAUUUCCUAACUGAAGAAGUCUUCACGAUGGGACUCAGGACCUACUUGAGUGAAUUUGCCUUUGGGAACGCAGUGUACACAGACCUGUGGCACCACCUGCAACAGGCUGUGGACGCUAGUGGCACUCAACUUCCACACACAAUCAAUGACAUCAUGAACACCUGGGUGCUGCAGAUGGGCUUUCCCGUGGUUACCAUAGAUACCACCACUGGGUCCAUAUCCCAGAAGCACUUUCUCUUAGAUCCAGACUCUGAAGUCACCACUCCAUCUCCCUUCAACUAUGAAUGGAUUGUCCCAAUCCAGUGGAUGAAGAGUGCAGUAAACCAGAAACUACAAUGGCUGACGCAAAAAUCAGACACAGUGAGUGAGAUGAAGACAACAGGCACUGAAUGGGUGCUGGCUAAUCUCAACGUGGUGGGUUAUUACAGAGUUAACUAUGACCAGGGCAACUGGGACAAACUUCUCAAUACUUUGAGCACCAAUCAUGAGCUUAUUCCAGUUAUCAACAGAGCUCAACUGGUGGAUGAUGCCUUCAACCUGGCCAGGGCAAAGAUCAUCCCUACAGUGUUGGCCCUCAAUACCACCAAGUACCUGAGCAAUGAGAGAGACUACAUGCCCUGGCAGUCAGUCCUGAACAACCUGGAUUUCUUCUACCUCAUGUUUGACCGCUCUGAAGUUUAUGGUCCCAUGCAGGAAUAUCUGAAGAAACAGGUCACCCCUCUGUUUGAACACUACAAAAAAAUAACUGACAACUGGAGCAAAGUACCUGUGGGACACAUGGACCAGUAUAAUCAGGUCAAUGCUAUCAGUCUGGCUUGCAGGACAGGCCUCAAGGAAUGCCAGGAUCUGACCAAGACUUGGUUCAAUGAAUGGAUGCUAACUGACAACAACACGAUCCACCCCAACCUACGUUCCACUGUGUACUGCAACGCCAUCGCAGCAGGUGGCGCUGAAGAGUGGGAGUUUGCUUGGUCACAGUUUAAGAACGCGACAAUUGCUAUUGAAGCUGACAAACUGCGCUCUGCCCUGGCAUGCACCAAACAGCCCUGGCUGCUCAACAGGUACCUGGAGUACACUCUGGAUCCAGACAUGAUCCGAAAGCAGGAUGCCACUUCCACUAUUGUCUACAUUGCCAGCAACGUGAUUGGGCAGUCUCUAGCGUGGGACUUUGUUAGGGCUCGAUGGUCAUACAUUUUCACUCAGUACGGUGGUGGCUCCUUUUCCUUCUCCAAUCUCAUCAACGGCGUUACAGAGCGUUUUUCCACAGAAUUCGAGCUUCGACAGCUGGAGCAGUUCAAGACAGAUAACGCUGAUGUUGGUUUCGGCUCUGGGACCCUGGCAUUGGAUCAGUCCAUUGAGAGGACCAUUGCCAACAUGAAGUGGAUUGCGGAGAACAAGCAAAAUGUUCUGGACUGGUUCACGAGUGAAGUAAAUCCUGCCUUGUUCUAGUUCUGUAGUAUGAACAAGUUCUGUAGUAAUUUGUAACUUAAUGUAAUGUUUUUUCAUUCAAAUAAAUGUAGCUUGGAGGAAGCGUGUAGAUUUCAUCCUUCAGUUACAAGCAAAUUUAGACUGGUAAGGGUAAUGUGAAUUUUUUUUUUUUACAUAAUAUGAUCAUCUUUAAAAUAAAUCCAACCCAAGUUUGCUUGCUGAGCCUUUGCUAUACCUCAGUGAGUGUUCAGGUCAUUUAUCCAGAUUGGGAUGGAAUAAUUAUUUUAUUUAUUAUUCAGAUUCUGCAAAAGUUUCAUUUCUUCUGGUUAUGACAGCUGUUUGCUCUGAACAUCAGAAGUCAGCAUGAGCCAAUGAUAUUCCCAGUUACUGGACAAAAAAGAAAGACAGAAUUCCUUCAUCUGUUUAUAAUCUGUUUAGAUCCAUCUAGAGAAUAUAGCUGUGACCAUAAAGAGAACAACAUUUUGCUUUGCAGCUAAUGUACUACACACUGAAAACUUAUGUACAAUUUAAUAACCUGAGUAUAAUGUAAACAUGUGCAACUUUAAGAAUGAAAUGCUUAAAUUUUUUAUGUUAUUGCUAUGUAUGUGGAAAUGUUACUUAAACACUUUGCACCCAGUGAUUCCCAUCUUGAGCCGAGGUUGGAUAAUUUUUGAUCUUUCGAGGUGAAAAUUGUACCCUAUUAUUGAAACAAGAAUAAACAUAUUUAAGAAUUUACUG
Molecule: messenger RNA, 3724 nt
Organism: Scatophagus argus
Lineage: Eukaryota; Metazoa; Chordata; Actinopteri; Scatophagidae
Gene: anpepb.1
Product: alanyl (membrane) aminopeptidase b
Exons: 21
Coding region: 89-3007 (972 amino acids)
Biological process (GO): peptide catabolic process; proteolysis
Cellular component (GO): cytoplasm
Molecular function (GO): metalloaminopeptidase activity; peptide binding; zinc ion binding
Source: RefSeq, a predicted model, not a curated record